Molecule: messenger RNA, 531 nt
Organism: Arabidopsis thaliana (thale cress)
Lineage: Eukaryota; Viridiplantae; Streptophyta; Magnoliopsida; Brassicales; Brassicaceae
Exons: 1
Coding region: 1-531 (176 amino acids)
Source: RefSeq, marked reviewed
AUGUGCUCUGACACUGGAAAGAGUAUGAUGGAGGCCAUCGAAGCAAAGGAGGCAGAGCCCGUGCUGAUCGCUGGAAAAGAACUUUUUCCCAGAUCUUUCCUUAUGGGCAUAAACAUCAUGGGUGAGAAUCUGAGUGAGCCAGCCUUAAGUAGGACCUGGUACUGGUCUCCAAUAGAAGGUCUUAAGCCUGGGGGAGCAAUUAGGAAGACGAAUGACUUCAUAAGGCAGGAGAUUGCAAGGAUGAACAUCCAUCUUGAAACCGGUAUCAACUCUACCUUGAGGCGCAAGAAAGGUAUUGUCAUUGGGGUGGCAAGGGCUGUAUCCACUGAAAUGUAUCGCAUAGUCCCCGGAAACCUCACAACUGAAGAGAUGGACACUGCAAAACUGGUGGUGGGAGAUGAUGGGAAGAUCAUAGUGAUCAAAUUCGACGUGGACUCUGUUAAGUUGUUGCUACUCUUAGCUCAGAUUCACACAAGGAAAAGUAUAAACCCAAACUUAGAGAAUUAUGAUCGAAAGAGAGAUUCAAAUUGA